Molecule: messenger RNA, 576 nt
Organism: Trematosphaeria pertusa
Lineage: Eukaryota; Fungi; Ascomycota; Dothideomycetes; Pleosporales; Trematosphaeriaceae
Exons: 1
Coding region: 1-576 (191 amino acids)
Source: RefSeq, a predicted model, not a curated record
AUGGCGACAAGGAAUUUACCGCUCGCGACACCCAUCGACCGGCUCGCAGCCUUCUUCGACCCAUCUCAGCCUCGCGAAAGGUACAACGACGCCGAAAUUGACGAGAUAGCCGGCCUACUUGGACUCUGCGGCCAUAUCGCUAGCAAAUGUCCACGAACGUACAUUGUCCUUCGCAGGAUAGACGAGCUCGAUGUUCUUAGUCGAAUGCUGAACGAGGGAUUUAGCGACCAAUGGCUUCCUAUCGAGCCGCGAGGACUGCCUAACUUUCUAAGCCCAAGCGUCAAGGCGAGGAUCGUGCAGACUCAAAGCAUAGUCUUGACGAAGUGCUUGGACUUGGAGAAAGGGAGACACAGACAUUUCACGCCCGGAGAGGUUUUGCCCUUCGAAACCGUGGGCUGCUUAGGCAGUGGUGGAUACAGCCAAGUCGAUCACAUCAUCAGCAAGAUCAGCUUCCGGCAUUAUGCGCUCAAGCGAGUACGACGAAGGGUGGCGUUUGGGAUCAAUUCAAAAGAGGCUAUGAAGAGAUUCUUGAGCGAGGUCCAAAUCGUAAAAGACCUGAAACAGGCAUAUCGUUGA